AUGUCCGACCCGACUGUCAGUGAGCGUCGAAUCCGUCCUAUUCAGGAUGCAGUUGCGAGUGCGAACUGGAAGCAGGCACUUCAGCUGUGCGACAAAUGGUCCAAGAAGGGCGAGAAGUCGGAUAGGUUUCUGGCUCUAAAAGCCUUCGUCCUCGUUAAUCAACCCGACAAAGCCCAGCAUGACCGAGGGCAGACCGAGGUGCUUGACUUGUGCAAGCGAAGUCCCGCCGUCACCGACCCUGAAGCCAUCUACCAGCUUCAAGAUGCGCUCAAGAGUCUGUCGCUGCGAGACGAGGGGCCCAAAUUGUGGGAAAGGGCGGUGACAGCGAAACAAAAUGACAAGGAUCUCUAUAUGAGAUGGCUGAACCAAGCUGUUCUCGACAACAACUGGAUCAGCGCUCAAAAGGCCACCAUGGGGUUGCGAAAGUCCUUUCCAAAGGAAAGAAACUACGAAUUCUGGAACAUCAUGAUGUGCCAUUUGAUACACAUGCAGAACGACCUCCCGGAGAAAGAAAGGACGCUCUUCGGAACCCUUGCAUACCGGAUGAUAUCCAAGGCAGCAGAAACUAUCCUGCCCGACCAGGAGGAUGGACUCGCUUCUGGGAAGGCGAUCUCGACACCGGAAGAACUCGCUCUGCUCGUUCAAGUCUUCAAUUCAACCAACCGAUCAGCAGAGACUGUGAAACUCUUGCAAGGCAACUCACUGGGGAUUGGAUCAUCGGUCGGCAAACAGGACCCCCAGCUUGUUUUGACUUUGCUCCUUGAAUCCCUGGAACUAUCAGGGCAAUGGGAUGAAGCCCUCUCCUCGUGUCACAACCUUCUUUCACAGCCGGAAUACCAGUCGGAUGGCCGGAUCUGGCAGCUAUGGCUAACGGCGCUGUCAAAGCUCCCUGCUGAUAGGUUUGAACAAAAAUUCCAAGAACUACUAGACUCUGUUUGUCGCAUCAACCCCCCAGUCCGAGCCGCAUAUAUGGCAAAAAUGCAAUAUCUGCGAAGCCGGGGGGGCGAAACCGAACUGGAUACCUUGCUGCAGACCUGUAAAGACUACUCGCGCGCCUUCUGUCAGAAAGCGUUCUGUUUCGAUGACUUGACAGAGUCUCUUCGACAUCUUGAUAAACCCCGACUUGACGAUUUUACGAACUCCUGUUCCGAAGAAGAUACUCUCUCACAACUGUUUCGACUGAAGCUCGCAUAUAGUUCUUUACCUGCCGAUGUUUCACGAAGAGAUCUGCUAGCUUUCAUAUCUCAAGCAUUGCAACUCUACCAAGUAUCGCUCUCCGAUUCCAACGGUUGUCCGGAAGCAGCUAUUUUAGCUGUAAUGGCCAUAUUGAAGCUGUCAUCUGUAGGAGAAACACGAAGCACCUUCUUCGCGGUUGUUCUCCUUCAAAUUGCCCGGUCCAGGUUUGAAGAUUUUUAUCUGUUCAGUAUUCUUCUUGGGCAGACACAAGCCCAUUCUGGCCUGCUAUCUCUGGCACUGGAAACUUUCACCAGACUCAGUAUCAAGAACCUGCAAUUCGAAUCGGUGGGCCAUCUCAUCAUGACGAGGAUAUCCUCACUACAUCCAAUGCCAAGUGCUCCAGGAGAUGACAUAUACGAUCCACUCAGAAUCAUUGACACCGGUCUAACAGUCCUGGAGAAUGCAGACAUUGCUCUCGUGCGUGGAAUUCGCGAAGGUUUGAGAUUUAAUAGUUACUCCAACAUCUACAACAGCGUCGCGAUGCGAUCCGAUAUCGAACGAAGUCUCAAUCGGCAGAUCUAUGCCAUCGAGGAGCGAAAGCUGAGACGGUCUCUAGGGCUAUCAGAGGAGACCGUGCUGCCACCUGGUCCUUCCACUCUGGUGGACAACAGAGACUUCAGCUACUUGCCAUCUUAUCGUCCCGACGAUUCGGAGCUACUGGCCCGUUUUCGAUGCGGUCCGCUGCCCAAGGAGAAAUGGAUCCUUGCCAUGGCGCUGUGCGACAACGUCGCGACCUAUCUUAAAGCAGAACUCGUUUCGCAGACACCGCUGGCGCUGCAGGCAUUGGAGACUCUCAAACAAUCCCAGCUUAAUCUGGAGAGACUCCGCGAGGAAAUGGAGACGGAAUUAACCACGGCAGAAAGGUGGAGCUUUCAGUGUCAUCAAAUGCUUUCUCAGGCAACCAUUCUGGUAAAAGAAGGCACUGCAGUCAAAGACAAUAUUCUCGGGCUUCUUGAGGAGCUCAAAUCCAGGCUAACCACAAGGCUGACCGAGCGCAAGAACCGGCAACCUGGUUGGACACUGGCAGGCGUCCGGAUACCGAUAUGGGAGGAUCUCCAUACGAGCCUGACCGAGCUGGAGACGGUGCAAGUCAUUGCCAUGCUGCUGGCUGUUCUGGCCAAACGGCCCAAGUCGAAACCCAAGGCCUUUGCCGUACCACAGGAGACGCUGACGGAGCUCCAGAAGCUGGUCGUGGAAAUAGAGCGUGCGGUCCACGACGAUGCGCGGGACCUGAAGAGCCAGAUUAAUGCGCCGGGCGUCCUAGGCAAAUUGGUAGACACGGGGCUGGCCAGGGACGACGCCGGCGACCUGGCCGAGUUGGCAGCUCUGCUGGAAAUGCUGUGCGACGAAGUCACGAUGGAGACGAUCUGCGGAGACAUGAAGGAGAGCUGGGAUGAUGCCUUGGAUGGAGUUCUGGCCGUAAAAGUCAAGUUCUACAAGUGA
This is a messenger RNA of Capronia epimyces CBS 606.96, 2679 nucleotides long. RefSeq lists its product as uncharacterized. The transcript has 5 exons. The record is from RefSeq and is a predicted model, not a curated record. Gene Ontology annotation, molecular function: protein-N-terminal amino-acid acetyltransferase activity. Lineage: Eukaryota; Fungi; Ascomycota; Eurotiomycetes; Chaetothyriales; Herpotrichiellaceae. Gene Ontology annotation, biological process: N-terminal peptidyl-methionine acetylation. The coding region runs from base 1 to 2679 and encodes 892 amino acids. Gene Ontology annotation, cellular component: cytoplasm; NatB complex.